CCUUCUUUGUUUGGAUUUUACAUUUCACAUGGACCCUUAUCUGUGCAUCUUCUUCCUCACUCCCUUCUUCCCGUCCUGCUGUGCCUGGUCAGUGAAUAAUUUCCUGAUGACGGGCCCCAAGGCCUAUCUCAUCUACUCCAGCAGUGUGGCAGCCGGGGCACAGAGUGGCAUUGAGGAGUGUAAGUUCCAGUUUGCCUGGGACCGCUGGAACUGCCCUGAGAGGGCACUGCAGCUCUCCAGCCACGGUGGGCUGCGCAGUGCAAAUCGAGAAACCGCUUUCGUCCAUGCCAUCAGCUCUGCAGGUGUCAUGUACACACUGACCCGGAACUGCAGCCUGGGGGAUUUUGACAACUGUGGCUGUGAUGACUCCCGCAACGGACAGCUGGGGGGGCAAGGCUGGCUGUGGGGAGGAUGCAGCGAUAACGUGGGCUUUGGGGAAGCCAUUUCCAAGCAGUUUGUGGAUGCCCUGGAGACUGGACAAGAUGCCAGAGCUGCUAUGAACCUGCAUAACAAUGAGGCAGGUAGAAAGGCUGUAAAAGGGACCAUGAAGCGGACUUGUAAAUGCCACGGCGUGUCGGGCAGCUGCACCACCCAGACAUGCUGGCUGCAGCUGCCCGAGUUUCGGGAGGUUGGCACUUACCUCAAGGAGAGGUACCACAAAGCCCUAAAGGUGGAUUUACUGCAGGGGGCAGGGAACAGUGCUGCCAGCCGGGGUGCCAUUGCUGAAACCUUCAGCUCCAUCUCCAAGAAGGAGCUGGUCCAUCUAGAAGACUCUCCUGACUACUGCCUGGAGAACAAGACACUGGGGCUACUGGGCACAGAGGGCAGGGAGUGCCUGAAGAGGGGCAAGGCUCUCAGCAAGUGGGAGAAGCGGAGCUGCCGGCGGCUGUGUGGGGACUGUGGGCUGGCGGUGGAGGAGAGGCGAGCCGAGAUGGUAUCCAGCUGCAACUGCAAGUUCCACUGGUGCUGUGCCGUGCGGUGUGAGCAGUGCCGCAAAAGGGUCACCAAGUACUUCUGUGUCCGCAAGGAGAAGCGAGAACGGAGUGGGGGUGGUGGGUCCAGCCGCAAACUCAAGAGAAAGCUCUAACUCAACUCUACUUCUCCAUAGUCCUGUCUGCCUCUCUCCUCCUGCUUUCCCCUUUUCCCCAGCAGCCCCCAGCACCAUUUCCCUUAGGCUUAGUUUUGUCUCAUUCCCAAUACUGCCUCACUGGAGCUUGGGCAAGGCAAAAGAGCUUGCAUGAGCUCCUAGGCCUUGGCCAUACAGGGCAUUUCCCAUCAGUGUAGUGGGUGAUGACUCCUGGGAAGACCCUCAAGUGUUGACAAAAUAGGUGAGAUCUGGUUCCUUCAAGUCAGUCACUCUAUCCAGUAACUGUGGUUUUAUUCCUGAAAACACAGCUGGUCUUGGCUCCUGCUCUCUUGAGCUUCUUUAUUCCCCAGGCAAGCACCUGCUCUGGGCUUUUGAGUGAGAUCAACCCUUGAGGAAGCUUGAGGAAGCAUGAGGAAGCUGAGAGAUGGCACCAGCAGACCUGGGCUGCUCAGAGUGGUGAUCCCUAAAACAGAAGCAGCUUCUAUUGUGCUAAAAAAAUAGAGACACUAAAAUAAAUUUUAUUAAGGCCUGCACUCUGAAGGAAGAAAAAAAGGUGUGCAACUCCUUCCUGCAGCAAGCCAGCUUCCAGGUCCACAGCAUCACUUCCCAUCCUUUGACAGCUUUGCUAAGCUCUCCAGUGUUUACUUUGCAUUUGAGAUGGCAGCAGCAGGACUGAAACUGCUGCUUGACUUGCCCAUUAAAUAGCUGUCCAAAAGGAGUCCCAUCACUUGCUUUUUACGUGCUUUCUCUGUGUGUUCUAUGCCUCCAAGUCCAAUCUCCCUUUCAACCCCAGCAUCCCUGCCAAAGCCCUUGAUUGAUGCCAUAAAGAUGCCCUCACACUUCUCCAGUGCCUCUUCCCUCCUAUGUCUCUCCCCAAGAGAAGCUGCCAGCUAAGCCCAUUCCCCACCUCCUGGUAUACUUGCCAAGCACUCUUACCCUGUCAGCUAACUAACUAAAUACUUCCUCCUAGUCUAAGAAAAUGUCAGUUACUAUUUAAUGGUAUUGUAAAUAGGAAAGUGAAGCACUUUGAAGUUUAAUUUAUUGCACAGUUACUGUGAUGUAUACAUAACAGUUUUUCCUCUACUCUUAUUGUAUAUAUUUUUUUAAUAGGCUAAGCAAGCAGCAGGAAGAUUCAGUUGGUGCAUCUCUGUUCCCUUGCCAUGGUUGGAGUAGGGAGGGAAGAUGCUGUCAGCUGCAGGGCCUGGGGAAGCUCACUGCACCAUCACAGCAACCUCCCCUAGGCUGUGAAGUUAUCGUCUACUUUGCUGUUUGAAGUGUUCUUUAGACAGAUGAGAAGCCAGCAAAGCUAAGUAGCUGGCCCUUAGACCUGUCUUUGUACCCAAUGUUUGUAAACCAAUAGUAAAUGCAAUAAAUCAGUAGCCAAGUGCUUGCAAAAUGCUGUUAUGUCUAAGUAUUUGGGUGUUUUUUUCAUCCAAUUCUAUAUGUGGAUCUAUGCAGUUACAGUUCUGGAGACUAAAACCCAGCUGUUUACCCAUCCAUUGACCAGUUCCUUCCACAUAGCACCAGCGCAACCCCUGCCAGAAGAGGAAAGGGCUUGCUCUCUCCUUGAGCUUGUCUGAGGUUGAAUCCAACGGCAAUGCAGCUGCCACAGAAAAACAGGGUAGGAGGGAGGCAGACAGGGGUCCACUUCAGAGGUGAUACAUUAAAGACUCUCAGUAGUUUGUAUGUGUCUCUUAGUUAUCAAACACUCCCUCAAUCCCAGGACUACUUUCCUGUUUGUGGUGAAUUUGGACCUAUGGCAAGCUGGCGUCUCACCAGUGCAAGAACAUUCAUGUCAAGCAAGAAUCUGGCCCCUCAAAAAUUGCAAGGAACAGUCUUGUUCCAUUCACACAAAAAGUUGAAACACUUCUUCACACACAAGCCACCAGCUCGUUUCCCUGGUGCCUCUGCCAGCAGUUCCUCCAUCUCUUUGUGGACAGGAAGGCAAAGAGGUGGUCAGGGCCUCUCACCCAGGAGGGAAAGCUCCAGCAUCGGCUGGCUUGAGGACUGCUGCACGGCAGAGAGGACAGCUUCUACCUCCUUGUCCCUCUGUGCCACCCGUUUCACAGACAGCUGGAAACAAGAAAAUGAGAAGACAUGGAAGCUGUCGCCCAUUUUACUCUCCUUCCCCAGCACAUGGCAGCCUGUGCUAUCCUGUCCCUCUCUGGUGACAUUAUUCAAAGAAUCAUAGAAUAGUUUGGGUUGGAAGCUCAUCUAGUUCCAGCCUCCUUGCACAGGCAGAAACACCCCACCAGACCAGGCUUCCCAAGGCCCCAUCCAACCUGGCCUUGAACACUUCCAGGGAUGGGGCAUCCACAGCUUCCCUGGGCAACCUGUGCCAGUGCCUCACCACUCUCGUGAAGAAAUUCCUCCACAUGCCUACCCUAAAUAUGCCCCUCUCCAGUUUAUACCCAUUGCCCCUGUCCUAUCAUUACAAGCCUUUGUAAACAGUCCCUCCCCAGCAUUUUUGUAGCCCCUUCAGGUACUAGAAGGUCGUUAUAAGGUCUCCUUGAAUCCUUUUCUUCUCCAGGCUGAAGAACCCCAAUUCUCUCAGCCUGUCAACCCCACAUGGUUGCCCAGCGAAGGCUCUGCCCACUGGGCACGGUGAUGCCCGCUGGUGACGGGACGCGCGGGGAGCAUUAGGAGCCGGGGCCCCAGCACCACACGCUUCUUUUUUUUCUGGGAGAAAAUGGCGACGCCGCAGCUGCAAAAUGUGCUGAUCUCAGCAGCGGGUUGGAGCCCAGAGGGGUUCCCCCUCCCUGGCACAAGGAGCCCUUAGUGGUAAAGGCACUGCUGCCAUUGUGUGGCAGGAUUGGAUGCUUCCACGUAUUCAUUUCGGUUUAAUGAAGGCACAUUCCUCAGAGGAGAAAUAUUUACAUUCAGCUUCCCAGGUGGUCACCUUCGCCCAGAUGACACACAAACAGGCAGCCCCUUCACUCCCUUUUCCAAUCCAAACCUCUUCAGAGGGCUCAGGGAGGAGGGGAGCAAGGGGAGGGGGGCUACAGGGGGAGCAGAAUAGAGAAGGGAACAAAAUGCUAAUGAAUCAGCUAGCCAGCCCUUUUCCCCUCCCCUCUGUGGAGUCAAUGGAAAGUGUCAUUUCACAUGCUAAUCCCCCUCCGCUCUCUUCACAACACCUUUUCCGAAAAGUGUUUGGGAAAAGUCCUUGUGGCCCGUUUACAGCUCCCUGCCGCUUCGGAUUCCUUCUUGUCUAAGGCCGUGGCCCCGUGUGGGUCUCUCCCUCCAGCAGGGCUCCUUACAAAAAAAAUCUCAACAAAGACUUUGGAGUUCAUCAGCCUCCCACUGAAAUUCACAGCUGCUGAACAAACUAAUCCCCUCUCUUGGCCUUUCUUCCUUUCAAUGAGUUCUUGGCUUCAAAGACACUUUGGGAAAGGACUUUGUGGGGACUCACACUGCUCCCUCAAUAGAAGUUAGUGCAAGCAUUAUCUUCAGAGCAAGUGGCUUUACAAACAAAUACUGCCUAACAAUCUCUGCCCCUCCAGCUCCCCCAAACACACACAAGCCUAGCCUGCAGACAUGAUGUUAUCUGCAACAGGAUUAGAGCUCUGUUCUCUAUGCCCAGGGAUCUUUUCCUACAACCCCCCCCAAUUCUUUGUUAACCCAAAGGCCUUUUCACCCAACAGAAAACACUUUCUCUGUCGAGAGGUGUGGGGAUGCUGCUGUAGCAUGUGCCCACACGGAAGAAGGAAGCGCUAAGCAGCCUCUGCCCAUAGACCAGGAGCCAGCAGAGACAGUGCUAGAAAUGAAGAAGUGCUUCCCAGUUGAUCUUGCAAGGAUAUAUCUCACACCACGACCACAGUGACAGGGCUUCUGCCACAAGCCUCUCAAAAAGAACCUUGACUGGGUCACUUCAGUUCCCCCUUGCCUGGUUUUCCUAACCAAGAGUUUUGGGGGAUGAUGCUCACUGGGGUAAACCUGAAGCAAAACUAAGCAACAGUGGGACAAAGAGGUAAGCAGAGGACGGACUCGUAGCAAAGACAGGAUAAACGCCAGUCUCUGCGUGAGUCCAUGGGUAGUGGAGGCUGUCCGUGCUGGACAGAACUGAAGUCAAAUGCAUCUGAGAAAUAAAUGGAAAAUCUGCGCUUAUUUCUCAGGGGUACAAAUGGCCUCAAUUAAAGAGAGGCAGGGCCUGGACCGCACAGGGUACUAUAACUGGAUCCAGAAAUGCAGACUGUAGGAAAUGCCAGGCUUCUCAAAUGAUCUCAGAAAGCUAGGGCUUUCCUUACACACUUACUAAGCAAACGUAUGCCUCUGGGGAUACCUGCUCACUUGUACAACAUCAGAAAAGGCCAUAACACAAGUGCUGCCUUUGAAAAUCAGCUCGCAUCUCCCUGAACGGGGACAGCUGGGAAGCCAGACUGGUUGCUAACUGCUCCAAGAGUAGGCUGUAAAAGCUCUGCAAGACUCCCUUACACCUGGUGUUUGCCUCUGCCAGCAGCAGAACUAACAAAGCCUGGUUUCCCCCAAAUGCGUGUUGUGUUCAUAACACCCCAAAACUCUCAUAAAACCCAGUCCCUUCCUAACAACAGCCCUUCAAGUCUUCCCCAUCUAAACAACCUUCCUCAACCUUUACUGCCUCUCAAGUCCUCAAGCCAUAAGCCCGGUAAUACAGUUCUGCACACUUCAGAGUUUCAUUGGUGCUGACUGGCUGGCCUGUAAGUACAUACGAGCCAGCCAGCUGACAGCAAAAACAAAACAAAAAUUUGUUGAGAUUAAAUCAGUCUUUUUGCAGAACCUGGUGUGAUUCCUCCCCAACUUUAUCUCAGUACUGAUGUCUCGCUUCAGCCUUCUUACCUCCUUAAAAGCUUAAAUAAAAUCAGCCUUCUUACCUCCUUAAAAGCUUAAAUAAAAUUAGCCAGCAGAUUCAGAAGUAAUUAACUAAUGGUAAGUACUGACAAUUAAAUAGCAUAAGUCUGAUUUCCACACAGGUCAGAUCCUCUACCUAGUUUAGGUGGCAUGGCUUCAGUGGCAUAACAUUGCUUUCCAACAGGAGAGGAUCUCUUCAGGGGCUCUUUAUUUACUGACAUACUUCCAACUCCCAAUGUCAAGUAUAAAAAUCGCCAACACCGCUGUGAUUCGCUACAAGAACCUCGGCCAUCCUGGGGACCUUCUUGGAUCUGGAGAAGAUCAGUUCUCUGACCCCGCAGCCUCAGGGAAAGGGUAAGGCCUGAGGCCUCACCACACCAAGUGAGUUGCUGCUCAUGUCAGUAGAGCCCAGAUUCAAGUUUGUCCCACUCCAUUCUCAAUCCGCCCCCUCACCGAAGCUGGUAACUCAGCUCUCAGUGGGUGGCCAUGCAGACUGAGGGAAGUCCCCUGCAGCCAGAGGUGAGAAUCCUCUGAAUAAAAAAAAACUAGCAGCAUCACAAAACACAGCUUUUAUUUCAUUGUCCUGUAACCUCUCAGUGAAUCAAACCGCAGCAACAGAAACACCACAGCAUCAACAAGGAGGCACUUUGACCUGGAAAGGAGAGAAUGAGACAUGUCCUCUCCCUCCCUUCUCCGAUUCUCCUCCCUCCUAAGUCUCACGGUAGAGCAGCUUGAUUCAUGCAAGUCGGUGAACCACAGGCCCAUGAUGGCAUUAUCACUCUAGCAGCAAGCAGAGGAAGUGGGAUCUGGCUGCAGCCAAAUAUUGGGGAGGAGCCUUGCUCCCAAUCUAGGGCUCAACAAUUACACUGCCUGGUUAGAAUUAAAGAAGGUGAUAGAGAGGAGGGCAAGGAGGGAGGAAGAGAGGUAAAGACGCACACAGAGACAGAUAUGCCCUAAAAUCCCACCUGCCUUCCCAGACUUUUUCCUCAGGACUGAUAUGCUUCAUUGAUCUA
Cuculus canorus (common cuckoo) is the source of this 6924-nucleotide messenger RNA. RefSeq names its product Wnt family member 8B (gene WNT8B). The record is from RefSeq and is a predicted model, not a curated record. Gene Ontology annotation, molecular function: cytokine activity; frizzled binding. The transcript has 6 exons. Gene Ontology annotation, biological process: canonical Wnt signaling pathway; multicellular organism development; cell fate commitment. Gene Ontology annotation, cellular component: extracellular region. Lineage: Eukaryota; Metazoa; Chordata; Aves; Cuculiformes; Cuculidae. Bases 29 to 1087 code for a protein of 352 amino acids.